Messenger RNA from Capronia coronata CBS 617.96, 381 nucleotides. RefSeq lists its product as uncharacterized. The transcript has a single exon. The record is from RefSeq and is a predicted model, not a curated record. The coding region runs from base 1 to 381 and encodes 126 amino acids. Gene Ontology annotation, biological process: transcription initiation at RNA polymerase II promoter; transcription preinitiation complex assembly. Gene Ontology annotation, cellular component: nucleus; transcription preinitiation complex. Lineage: Eukaryota; Fungi; Ascomycota; Eurotiomycetes; Chaetothyriales; Herpotrichiellaceae. Gene Ontology annotation, molecular function: RNA polymerase II general transcription initiation factor activity; TBP-class protein binding.
AUGGGUGAAGUUGAUAACGAACUUCUUCUCACCAACAACGCGGGCACAAUGAUCGGUGGUGGCGGGCCGAAUGUAUCAAAGGAAACCCGCAAGCUCAAGAAGGCGCAGGCUCUGCAACUUGAAAACAAAGCAGACAAGGCUCUGCAAGCGGCCUACGCGCAAGUUGAGGCUUGGGGAGAGAAGGCCAAGCUCACUGGUCCCGUCAAAACUGCGGCGAAGAUGUACUUCAAGCGAGUGUACGAAGCCAAUGCCCUUCGAGGCAAACAGACAGAUGUCAUCCUCGCUGGAUGUCUCUUCAUCGCUUGCCGUCAGCUCAGAACUCCCCGAUCUUUCAACGAAAUCUUCGGCUUGACUUCUGUCCCUAAGAAGGAGAUUGCAUAG